This is a messenger RNA of Musa acuminata subsp. malaccensis (wild Malaysian banana), 591 nucleotides long. The record is from RefSeq and is a predicted model, not a curated record. Lineage: Eukaryota; Viridiplantae; Streptophyta; Magnoliopsida; Zingiberales; Musaceae.
GCCCACGCCUCCAUAUGCAAUUAAUAACGUCGGUCCGUCGAGGUGUCUACGUGGGAAGGAGUAAUGACACGACUCCUCCAUCACUGGUCGAAUGGAUUGCCCGACCACCGGCGGAUGAAUGUGCUCGACGUGGUCGGUUGUUUCAGUGGAAAUUGGAUCCCACAAUUACAGGUCUUCUUCGAGUUUGGGAGGCGAUAUAAGCAUCUCAUUCGCGCAGAGAGGACCUGCCGCCACAACCUUGAAUGGAUUCGCCGAAGCCUUACCAGCGUCGUCCGUUCCAGGGAUGUGUACAUCCGUGUCUGCGUGCUCCGCAAUACGGUGGAGCAAAUCUACAUCCUGUGCGCUCAGGACGACGCGUUCACGGAAGCUGGGCAGCGCAGCGUCGAUGGUGGGAAGUACUCGUCGUGGUAACUUAAUUGCCAUUUUGGCUCUUCGUCUUUCAAGGGAAGUGAACGAGACCUGCGGCACUUGGGUCCUGCAGUGAAUCAUCCACCCUCGUCUGCUUGAACUUUUCUUCAUGGUGAAAAUUAUGGUGUAUUCUUAAUUCACAUAGGCUUAAUUAUCACUUGCUGAACUCAAUAUUUGAUUGAA